Molecule: messenger RNA, 1271 nt
Organism: Scophthalmus maximus (turbot)
Lineage: Eukaryota; Metazoa; Chordata; Actinopteri; Pleuronectiformes; Scophthalmidae
Exons: 10
Coding region: 152-778 (208 amino acids)
Biological process (GO): synaptonemal complex assembly
Cellular component (GO): synaptonemal complex
Source: RefSeq, a predicted model, not a curated record
GCAUGCGCAAGUUUGAUGUAUUUGGCGCCUAACGUGUCCUGCUCGUGCGCACGUCCAUUCGUUCGUAACUCAUAAAAAAGAAAAGAAAGUGGACUGAAGUUUCUCAAGUGGCCUUGGGUGGUUCAGGAGAACCGACACGAACUGGAUAAACAUGAGCAAGUUGUCAGGAUUCAACAUUGAGGACAUGGUUAACGUCACACCACUGAUAGGAGGUGAAGCAACACCGGAGCCCAAAGUUGAUCAGCUGAUGAGCAAACUGAGGAGGCUCCAACAAGGUAAAAGAGUUCUGGAAGAAGAAAUCAAGGACAGGAAAUCAGUCAGAGAUUCUUUGCAGGAAGAGCUGGCAACUUUACAAACUGAAGCGUCCGAACUGGAGGAAAUCUAUAAAGAAAAAGAAGAGUUUUGCAGGAAUCUGCAGUUCCAGUGUGAGGAGUCUGAGCAGGACUCUGACAGGCAGUUAAAGCAGAACAAGAAAAGCGAGGAACUGCUGGAACAGUACAGAUGCGAAAUACAGGAAUUCAAGCUUAAACAGCGGAAGCAGCGGAUGAGGUUUGAAAAGCAACUUCACCAGCUGAUAGAGCAACAUAAAAAUCUACACUCCAUCUUUACUCCAGAAAGGCUCCCAAAUGAAAUAGAGAAUACCGAGAACGCAAAAAGUCAGCUGAUAUCAGCUGAACAGCUGAAGUUGGCUCAGCUAAACCGCCUCAAUGAGGAGCUGGAGGACGUGAGGGAACAGAGGCAGUUGGGAACAGCAGCUGCAGAUACUCUGGAGAAGUAAAACUACAUGUGCUGUGGUCGAUUUAAAGAAUCAGAGGUACUAGUCUCUUGUUUUAAUCCCAGCUAGAGGUACUUUGAACACAAUCCUGCCACAACAUCACAGCAAAUAAUAAAACUUAAGUUGGUGUCGAAAUGAAAAUCGCAAAAAAUGUAUAUACCAUUGAAAUCUAACUCAAAUGUUGGCAAACUAAACUCAAUUUAUUCCUGUUUCCUUGGCUAUUUUAAUCGGUGUAGUUACUGCUUUUAAAUGAACAGUUCUUAAAGGCAUGUGCUUGUUUUGUGAUCAAGUUAAUUGCUAGAAUAUAUGCAAAUUGAAUGUAUUAAUGUAAUUUAUGAACUGCUUUACAUUCUUUAACCAGUGAAUAGUUGUUUUUUUUUCAGAUAUAGAUAGAUGCCAGUACUAGUAUCCUGUACUCUACUAUGUUAAUUUCAAUAUUGUGUAUUGCUAUAGUUUAAAGGUGUUCAUAUAUUUAAAAAAUACAUAGUUUCUGACA